Sugiyamaella lignohabitans is the source of this 1821-nucleotide messenger RNA. RefSeq lists its product as uncharacterized. Bases 1 to 1821 code for a protein of 606 amino acids. NCBI's taxonomy places the organism in Eukaryota, Fungi, Ascomycota, Dipodascomycetes, Dipodascales, Trichomonascaceae. The transcript has a single exon. Gene Ontology annotation, biological process: mitotic sister chromatid segregation; microtubule anchoring at mitotic spindle pole body; protein localization to mitotic spindle pole body. The record is from RefSeq and is a predicted model, not a curated record. Gene Ontology annotation, molecular function: protein binding. Gene Ontology annotation, cellular component: MWP complex; microtubule organizing center; mitotic spindle.
AUGGAGGGCCUCGAGUUUGCCUCGAAUUUCUCGUUCAAUCGGUGUUCUCCGCAGCUUUCGGCGUCUGGAGAGUACGUGGCUUACGUGUAUGGGUCGAGGCUGGUUAUCAGGUUCACAGAUACUCUGGCAACUAAGAAUGUAAUUCAAUUGCCUCGCGAGUUUGCCCAGAAUAUAUUUCUUAUUCGAUGGGACGGAUGUUUGAAACAUAGUCCUGAACAGCGUGUGGCCGUUGCUACUAGGAAUGAAAUCCGCACGUUUUCUAUUAAAAAGCAUUCUACUGCUGGAGAGUCAAUGGCACCGGAUAAUCUGGCUGGUCAUUCUGUGAUUUUAUCGGGGAAAGACGAGAUUGCCAAUGUUCAAUGGCUCUCAGCAGAUACUCCUAAUAACAUUGGGCAGAUUGUGCGUUUAGCUGUGUUCACGAGGUUCCAUUUGGAUGUGAAGAUCUGGUCAUCCAAUGGUGUGGAAAUGGAAAUUCGAAGCCCCAAAUUCGCCAGAUUGGUUAGCGAGACCCCUAAUCUGAGCAUGGAUGGUCUCAGUAAUCGAUUUUCGGUUGUGUCUAGGUUCACCACAUAUGACGUGCUGUAUAAUUGCCGGAUAAAUGCAACUGUUGCUGACAAUGAGUUGGUGACUCCACUCUCAGAGGCUCUUGAUAUAGUGGACUUGAAGUGGUCACCUAGCGGUCUUUGGCUGGCAGCCAUAGAUAACCCUAUAGCUGGGUAUGAUGUGCAUCUAUGGGCUGCUGAUGGUACUUUUGUCCGGACGUUUCACGAUAUCCCAGGGUUUAUCUCGCCAAAUGUGAAUACGACACCUUCUUCUCGACGUAAGGAAGAUAUGCUGAGAGACACUCCAUCGGCUGCAUUCCCUACUUGUCUAGAGUGGGUCAAUGUUUUUAGUGAUCCUGGCGUGCGUGAUCUUGAGCUGUUGCUAGUCGGCGACAGUGAAAACCGCGUAUCACUGUUUGAUAUCAAAACUUGUCAGCCCACCAGUAUACUUAUUCAUGGGUCUGUUUACAAAAAUUGCUGUCUAUGGGAAGAAUACCUCUCACCAGAUUCUCAUCAAUUCGAAUAUAGAAUGGUGAGAUUGCCAUUUAUUUUCACUAAUAGCGGCGCUAAUACUAGUAAUUCAAAGAUGAAUGAACAUGAGCGUAACAUUAUUAGCGGCGUCAUUUCCAUGGAUAUAUCUGACAACGGUCAGCUACUGGCGACUAGAGUCCAUUCAUAUCCUAAUUUGGUAUGGAUUUGGUCUAUUGCUAAUCCCCAAUCUCCUGAUUUGUUAGCAAUUAUUUCCCAUUCUUAUACUAUCAAAUCGAUCACCUGGAAAUCUGAAAGCAUGACACCUCUGUUGUUAAUAACUCCAUUGGACAGCAAAUCCAUUGGACUAUGGAGCUACGAUAGUCAACUCGAGCCUAAGAUUAUAGACCUGAGUAGUCAGUUCGAAUCGUCUAUCAUGGGUGUAAGCAUUAUAGAAAAGCCCGAUAGUAACGAGAUAUUACGACUACUAGCAUGGACCAAGAAUAGUUUUUCAAUUGGUGGAUCUGUCCAGGAUGAAAACGAUACUGGAGAUGCAGAGGAUGAGGGUCAAGAUGCCAAUGACAUGGUUACAAAACAACAGAAUAGCAAGUACACCAGUUAUCAAAGAUCAUCGGUUCCACGGUUGAAUCAUCAUCAGUCAUCCCGUAUGGAGUUACUGAGUCCAACACUUCCACAGGAUGAUGACACCCAUGUAAAACUUCUUGCUGAUAUUGUCCAACAAUCUGAGUGGAUUCAAGAUACUAAUAGUGUCCCUGUUGAAGACACGUUUCAUAACAAAAUAAAGCAUUGA